AUAUUUUACUGGAGUCACUGGACUGGUCGGUCUGUGCGGGGCGAAGGAUUCGGAGGAGGACCGUGGAGGAAUCAAGAGGACGAAGGCGACGUCGCAUGGAUCCGUAGCCGUCGAUCUCCGUUUCUUGACGUCGUCGUCCGUCGAGCUUUUCCUGCCGGAUCUCCGUCGUUGGCCACGCCGAUCCGCCAAUCUCGCUGUUCGUGGCUUGCAGGCGAGAUCUUCGUCAGAUCUCGCUUCGUCGCGUACAGUUCGCUCGAUCCAUCGCUGUUUGUUGGAAAUGAGCCAGCCAUUUUCCACCGCUUUUUGACCAAAAAAAGGUUUCAUCCUUAAGAUCUUUGUCUUAGAAGAUGGCUUUCCUGAAUUAAGGGUAGUCAGAUCGUCUCCAUUUUCGCCUUUGUGCUUUCCGAUUUCUCAAUUCAUGGUCGUUUGCGUAUCAUCUGUUCUCUUUUCUGCUGCACUUGCCUCUGCGAUAGGCAUACGCUUGAGGGAGAAAAAGUACCUUGCUCUUGCUUUCAACAGCCUCCUGAGUCCAUGGCUCCCAAUUUUGAUAGCCCUGUUCAGACUCAAAUGGCGGUUUCAGUUCUAAGCAAUGACUGCAUUGGGAAUCCGAGGAGUGAAGGAAAGACAUCUGGUCGAAGGCGUGUGUUUGUUCAGACGGACACUGGCUUGGUCUUAGGCCUUGAACUGGAUCGUGGUGACAAUGUGCACACUGUUAAACGGAGAUUGCAGCUUGCUCUCAAUAUGCCAACUGAGGAGAGUUCUCUUUCACUGGGUGAUGUUGUUUUGAAAAAUGAUCUUAGUGUUGUGAGGAAUGACUCCCCAUUAUUAUUGACAAGGAGCUUCCUGCAAAGGAGUUCCUCCACUCCAUGCCUCUCACCGGUUGCGAAUGAUCUUCAGCAAAGUGGGGAUCAUAGUGAUUUUAUUGAAAUUUUAUGCUCAAACAACUGUACUGAGAUAAAACUACUUGUUAAUGAUGCAGUGAAGGGUAUUAAGAAAGCCAUAGACCCAAUUGCAGUUCACAGAGGACUUGGUGGUGCAUACUUCUUCCGGAACAUAAGCGGUGCAAACAUUGCUAUUGUGAAGCCGACGGAUGAGGAGCCAUUUGCGCCAAACAAUCCUAAAGGUUUUAUAGGUAAGGCCCUUGGACAACCUGGGUUGAAAAGGUCUGUUCGAGUUGGUGAGACCGGGUUCAGAGAGGUUGCCGCCUACCUCCUGGAUUACAAUAACUUUGCCAAUGUCCCUCCAACAGCCCUUGUCAAGAUCACACAUCCAGUAUUUCAUCUGAAUGAAGACAUUAGCUCCGAGGGCAGCAUUAAGGCUUCUUGUAGGAAGAUAAAUGCUGCCAGCAAAAUUGCUUCGUUGCAGAAGUACAUUCCACAUGACUUUGAUGCUAGCGAUCAUGGCACCUCAAGCUUCCCUGUCACAGUGGUGCACAGGAUUGGGAUACUUGAUGUUAGGAUCUUCAAUACUGAUAGGCAUGCCGGGAACCUUCUGGUGAGGAAAAUUGAUGGUAAUGCUGGUAGGUUUGGGGCUGUGAUGGAAUUAAUCCCAAUUGAUCAUGGUUUUUGCUUGCCUGAGAGCUUGGAGGAUCCUUAUUUUGAAUGGAUCCACUGGCCACAAUCAUCAAUCCCUUUUUCUGAGGAAGAGCUCAACUAUAUUAGGAACCUUGACCCAUUUAGAGAUUCAGAGAUGCUCCGAAUGGAGCUACCUAUGAUCCGAGAAUCAUGCCUUAGAGUGUUAGUACUCUCGACAAUUUUUCUCAAGGAAGCAACUGCAUUUGGACUUUACCUUGCUGAGAUCGGAGAGAUGAUGAGCAGGGAAUUUAGUGGAAUGGAAGAGGAGCCAAGUGAGUUGGAGGUUAUCUGCAUUGAGGCAAGAAGGUUAGUGGCAGAAAGAGAGGCUUUUUCUCCAAAAUGUGAUUCUCCAGACGAGGAAGGCAUUCAGUUUGACCUUGACUAUGAAGAUAAUGAUGCACUGAUGCAAGAAACAUCCCCAGUCAGCCACUGUGUAUACAGAGGAGGUAUUUCUAGAAAUCUACUAUCGAAAUUAGAAGAAAAUGUAGAAGACGAAGAGGAACUUGAGGAUGAAAAUCAGGAAAAAGCUAAUUGCUUGCCACCAUUUGAGGCUGGCCAUAUUCCAGAUGUUUCAAAGCUGUCCAUGUCACUGAAGGGGGUAAGCAUUGCUAGAAAAAGUCAGCGGUAUCUUGCUGGUUUUCCAAAAUCAAGCCUGUCAAAAAGUAAAACCAGUAAAGGCGAUGACAGUGGCAGGUUUAAGGGUGGUGGGUACAGGAGUGCAAAUGAGAAGCUUCCUGCAAGUGUGAGUUUUGUGAAGCUCUCGGACAUGGGAGAGGCAGAGUGGACUGCCUUCCUAGAGAAGUUCCAGGAGUUGCUGCCAGGUGCAUUCCGAGGUCGGAAGUGCAGUGCUGCUGCUCGCCUGAGGCAGAGGUUUGGCACUUCAUGCCAGUUUUGAGUAGGAAUUUUGAGGAGAAUGUGAAGAAGGUUUGUUCUGCAUCAGUUAUUGAUGUCAUUGGCCAUGCCUUCUCUGGUAGCAGUGCAGGUAAUGAAGAAUGUAAGAUUUAGAAUAAAAUCAUUUCAUGAUGGUGCCAUUCUACUGAGGUUGUGGAAGUAGUCUGCCCUAUCUUGAAAUUAGCAUUUUGUAUAACCUUUGUGUGACUAGACUUGUUCUGUGUUAAUUUGAAGGUGAAUUUGAUUGCCAGUUUAUUCUUUA
Molecule: messenger RNA, 2727 nt
Organism: Zingiber officinale
Lineage: Eukaryota; Viridiplantae; Streptophyta; Magnoliopsida; Zingiberales; Zingiberaceae
Product: phosphatidylinositol 4-kinase gamma 7-like
Exons: 3
Coding region: 532-2469 (645 amino acids)
Source: RefSeq, a predicted model, not a curated record